AAGAACCCUGUUCAGAAAUGAGUCAAGUUAAUGUUUGGACACCGUUGCACAAAGUGUUUUAAAACUGCCCUGACCAUCUUGCCAAAUGAGUCUCUGCUCAUGAGACCCAACAAGAUGAACCAGCCAAGGAGGGAUAGUGUCCUGCCCUGUAUGAACAGUGACUGCUGACGUCUGAGAGCAAGCUGGGGGUACUGAAUGUUGUCUGCCAGUACCAUGAAGGAAGUGGUUUAUUGGUCACCCAAGAAGGUGGCAGACUGGCUGCUGGAGAAUGCUAUGCCAGAAUACUGUGAACCUCUAGAGCAUUUCACAGGCCAGGACUUGAUCAACCUAACCCCAGAGGAUUUCAGAAAACCCCCACUGUGCCGAGUCUCGUCUGACAAUGGUCAGCGGCUCUUAGACAUGAUAGAGACCCUAAAGAUGGAGCACCAUAUGGAAGCACACAAGAAUGGCCACGCCAAUGGGCACCUCAGCGUUGGCGUUGACAUUCCCAACCCCGAUGGCAGCUUCAGCAUCAAGAUUAAACCCAACGGAAUGCCAAAUGGGUAUAGGAAAGAAAUGAUAAAGAUCCCCAUGCCAGAACUGGAGCGCUCCCAGUACCCCAUGGAGUGGGGCAAGACUUUUCUGGCCUUUCUUUAUGCACUUUCCUGUUUUGUUCUCACUACAGUGAUGAUCUCAGUCGUCCAUGAACGAGUGCCUCCUAAGGAGGUGCAGCCUCCACUGCCGGACACAUUUUUUGACCAUUUUAACCGGGUGCAGUGGGCCUUUUCUAUUUGCGAAAUUAACGGCAUGAUCCUUGUAGGACUCUGGUUAAUUCAGUGGCUGCUCUUAAAAUACAAAAUUGGACUUUCAAGCCACUGACUAGGAAAAAUUCCCGGGAAAUCUCUGCCUUUGUGUCAGACUU
Messenger RNA from Psammomys obesus (fat sand rat), 901 nucleotides. Its product is annotated as phosphatidylcholine:ceramide cholinephosphotransferase 1-like. Gene Ontology annotation, cellular component: endoplasmic reticulum membrane; Golgi membrane. The coding region runs from base 196 to 858 and encodes 220 amino acids. Gene Ontology annotation, molecular function: sphingomyelin synthase activity; ceramide cholinephosphotransferase activity. The transcript has 2 exons. Lineage: Eukaryota; Metazoa; Chordata; Mammalia; Rodentia; Muridae. Gene Ontology annotation, biological process: ceramide biosynthetic process; sphingomyelin biosynthetic process. The record is from RefSeq and is a predicted model, not a curated record.